CUUUACAACAGUAUUGGUGACAUCCAAACGAAUAAAGAUAGCAAUCAAAACAGAAAGUGUUCGUUAUCACCAUGAGCAGGAAUCAUGAUGGAGGGCCUCCUGUGCGGACCAAUAACUUUUUCGAUAUUGGUGUUGUAGGAAGACGAACAGGAAUUACUAUGAAGGCCAAUGUUAAAAAGGAUGCAGAUGGACUUGAUAAUAUUGAUGACUUUUGGAGCGAUGACAAGGAUGACAACGUCCAUAAUGGCUCACAAUACCAAGGCAUUAAUAUGAUGAAUAAAAAUGGUAAUGGUGGUAGCAGUCAUGAUAACGAAGAUUUCAGUACAUGGCUAGGAUUGCCUUCACCAUCAACACAACGCCAGCGACGGCAGCAGGAACAACAUCAACAGCAUUAUUUGGAGCAGGAUCUCCCAGAAGAGCUUUUAUCAACACCUACGUCGCGUCGGUCUCAGCUUGUACCUAUAUCUGAAGGCUCGGGCUCUAGGAGGGGCUUAUCACUUCCGGGGGGAGCGAUGUAUCACAAUGCUCCUGACGAAUAUCAAUCCCCUUCAUUCCAUGCAGUCAAAAAGCGCCUUAUCUUUACACAGGAAUCUUCCGAUAUCGAUCCAGGCGAGGAAGACGACAAUCUUGCGGGAUCAACAUUUGAACAACACGCACUCACACCAUUUUUACAACGAAAAUCUCAUUCAAAUUCUCCGGCGCUGGAUCGCCUAGUGAGCGCUUCGAUGGAAAAAAAUGCUUUGUUUAAAAUAAAUUCUACCGCAAGCUCACCCUCGCAGACUCUGCCUUCAGCAAAGUCAGCUGCUACUUCAGUCUCAGCUCACAGAUCCAAUUCUAGGCUUCAAAUGAGGAGCAUUGUAGAGGCGCGACGUACAGGGCGGUCUAAAGCCUUUGAUUUCGGAUCAGAAUUGACCAACGAUGGCGAUGAAGGAAUUGAUGAGUUGAACGAUGAUGUAAACUGGCCGGGAGGCUAUGACGAUGGCGAAGGUAUUGACGUUGGUAUCGAUGAUAUUGACACACCACUCGUUGAAACAACGCCUCCACGUCCAGUCCAACAGAAGGUAAACCCACUCUCAUUAGGGGCGCCAGUAGGGUAUAAGUUAAAGGCAAAUAUGGCAACUUCAAAGCCGAAUGCACAGAGGUUUGUCCAGAGCAAGGAAGAGGAUGAUCGGAUCCAUCAUGGCCGAGCAGAUCGAGAUGAAGACGACGAUCGACUAAGAUUUUCGGAUGAAGAUGUGUACGAUGAGGAAAAUGAAGAGGGAAAUGGAUACCAUGAGAUUUUGAUCAAUAAACAUAGGGAGAUAAGAGAUCCUAUGCCGCGGAGGCAGAUUGUCAAUACAAGCAAUUCCAAAAUGACUGACCAAAGUAGUAAGGCCGCUGCUGCUAGUGCGUCAGCGAAAAAAAGCAAGUUGGCCUCUAAAAAGGCGAAGACCACAAGCGGAGGAAGCGAUCUGGCGGAAGCUAGUGCGGAUGAAAAUAAAGAAAAUGGGCGCGUUCGCUCCUCAUCAACACAAAGGGCGAAAUCAAAGAGCAACUCUAGAAGCAAUAAUAUUGAGUCAUCAACGGAAACAUAUAGCAGGCGCUCAAAGAUUACCAAGGAUGGCUCCAGUUCUGCUAGUCAGAACAAGACACAAAGCGGACCGCCUCAUAUGACUCCUGUAGAAUUAGUGGAAGUGCCUGUAGUACCAGAUGUUACGACAGAAGAACAAGGAGUACGGAGGAGUCAUCGAGUAAAGAUUGCUCCGCUAAAAUUCUGGCAGAAUGAGAGAGUUGUUGUGUGUAGAGAUAAGGAUAUGCCUACACCAAUAAUUAAGUCUGUUAUUCGAGCCGAAAACCCAGUGUCAGCAAUACCAGGUUUAAAAUCACAAAAACGGAAACGCCAAGGUACGGCGGCUGUCGAUUCAAGCAAAGGACAUCCUGCCCCUGACAAAUUGGCUUACCGGCAGUCUCAAAAGCAGGCUCGUGAGAUUGACGAUAAUGAGGAUGAAAUUGAAGGAAGUGCGAGUGAACUGGAAGAAUAUGAUGGCGAACAUGCCUUACAAGGAUCGAGAGGGCUCUUAGGGCUAAAAGAUGAAGUCUCCAGUAUGCAGGCAGAGGUCCUUGUAUUUGGGACUGAUGAAAAGACUUCACGAGUCAUAGCAGAAUCUAAGAACGCAUUGCGCUUCAGAUCUGUAGAGAGUGGACAAUAUCUAUUUCACCGAGGUCUUGAAGAUACCGAUUCUCUGGCUUCUGGAACAAUCAAGAUCAAACGCAAUGGAAUAAAGCCUGUGAGCAGUGCAACAAAAAACGCAACUACAAUCUUUUACGUGAUCAAGGGAAUCGUACAAGUGACAGUGCAUGAGACUGAAUUUGUGGUCUCCACUGGGGGACAUUUUAUUGUUCCGCGUGGGAACCAGUACGGAAUCAGGAAUAGGUCCAAGAAGGAGAGCCUGCUGUUCUUUGUGCAAUCCAAGGCUCCACCAUCACUAAAUACGAUCGACUCUCUCUACAAGAAACCACUCUCUAUAAGAAAUGAAGUUGUCGAGCCCGAGCUCGGGACUUAAUGAUAUAAGAAAAGACUUUCUGUAAGUUAUAAGAAACUAUAUAGGAAUUUCUCAUAGAGAAAGACACCAGCCAAUCAUAGACUAUUUGCAAAUCCUAGGUAUGGAAAACUGUCUCUGUAUGUCAUGAUCCUAGAGUUGCCAGAAGGGUAUUACUUGUUCUGUCGCAUUCAUAGCCUGCGAUAUAUUGAAUUCAGAGCACAAAAUGGUAUUCUCUUCCCCUUCCGUCUCUUCUAAUCAUUCGCGUACGGGCUGUAUAAGCUCAAAUACGAUGUCAAGACCAGCUUGUGUUUAAUGGC
Messenger RNA from Lobosporangium transversale, 2839 nucleotides. RefSeq lists its product as hypothetical. Gene Ontology annotation, molecular function: centromeric DNA binding. The transcript has 6 exons. The record is from RefSeq and is a predicted model, not a curated record. Gene Ontology annotation, biological process: kinetochore assembly; attachment of mitotic spindle microtubules to kinetochore; spindle attachment to meiosis I kinetochore. Bases 72 to 2543 code for a protein of 823 amino acids. Gene Ontology annotation, cellular component: kinetochore. NCBI's taxonomy places the organism in Eukaryota, Fungi, Mortierellomycota, Mortierellomycetes, Mortierellales, Mortierellaceae.